This is a messenger RNA of Pezoporus occidentalis (night parrot), 727 nucleotides long. It is a transcript of the gene GINS4, whose product is annotated as GINS complex subunit 4. NCBI's taxonomy places the organism in Eukaryota, Metazoa, Chordata, Aves, Psittaciformes, Psittacidae. The record is from RefSeq and is a predicted model, not a curated record. Gene Ontology annotation, biological process: DNA-templated DNA replication; double-strand break repair via break-induced replication. Gene Ontology annotation, cellular component: GINS complex. The coding region runs from base 53 to 727 and encodes 224 amino acids. The transcript is spliced from 7 exons.
GGGCCGCGCUUGCGCGGAGAGGCCGCACCGAGUGGCGGGAGGCUGCGGCGCGAUGGCGGCAGCGGGCGCUGAGGCGCCGGAGCGGGACUCGGACGGCGGCGGCGAGGAGCUGGAGCUCACCCCGGCGCAGCUCAUCCGCAGCCUGGAGCAGGCCUGGCUGAACGAGAAGUUCGCUCCGGAGCUGUUGGAGAGCAAACCGGAGAUCAUCGAGUGCGUUGUGGAGCAGUUGGACCAUAUGGAGGCAAACCUGAAACGGGCAAAGGGAGGAGACUUGAAGGUGAGCGUUCAUCGGAUGGAGAUUGAACGGAUCCGCUAUGUGCUCAGCAGCUACUUGCGGUGUAGGCUGGUGAAGAUAGAGAAGUUUUUCCCCCAUGUCUUGGAGAAGGAGAAGUCUCGAGCCGAAGGGGAGCCUUCCAUUCUGUCACCAGAGGAAUUUGCUUUUGCUAAAGAGUACAUGGCAAACACAGAGACCUAUCUGAAAAAUGUGGGCCUAAAACACAUGCCACCCAACCUGCAGAAGGUGGCUCUGCUAAAAUCAGUUCCAAAGCCCAACCUGGACUCCUUCGUGUUCCUGCGGGUGCUGGAGCGGCAGGAGAACAUCCUGGUCGAGCCGGAGUUUGACGAGCAGAGGGAUUAUACCAUUGACCUGGAGGAGGGCUCCCAGCAUCUCAUCCGCUACAAGGUCGUUGCCCCACUGGUGGCCUCAGGAGCAGUGCAGCUCAUCUGA